Echinops telfairi (small Madagascar hedgehog) is the source of this 2648-nucleotide messenger RNA. Its product is annotated as matrin-3. The transcript has a single exon. Gene Ontology annotation, molecular function: RNA binding; zinc ion binding. Gene Ontology annotation, cellular component: nucleus. The record is from RefSeq and is a predicted model, not a curated record. Lineage: Eukaryota; Metazoa; Chordata; Mammalia; Afrosoricida; Tenrecidae. Bases 159 to 2648 code for a protein of 829 amino acids.
CAGCUUGAAGAAGAGUCUACCGUCCUUAUUGAUCCUUUUUCUUGGCGUUACCAUUUUUGAAGCAAAGUUAACCUAACUUUCUAGUGUGAGCUUUCUUUUUGGCCAUCUUAAAAAAAAUUUUUUUUUAAUCUGUACAAUAGACAAGAGAUAGUUCUACAAUGUCCAAGUCAUUCCAGCAGUCAUCUCUCGGUAGGGACUCACAGGGUCAUGGGCGUGACCUGUCUGCAGCAGGAAUAGGCCUUCUUGCUGCUGCUACCCAGUCUUUAAGUAUGCCAGCAUCUCUUGGAAGGAUGAACCAGGGUACUGCACGCCUUGCUAGUUUAAUGAAUCUUGGAAUGAGUUCUUCAUUGAAUCAACAAGGAGCUCAUAGUGCACUGUCUUCUGCUAGUACUUCUUCCCAUAAUUUGCAGUCUAUAUUUAACAUUGGAAGUAGAGGUCCACUCCCUUUAUCUUCUCAACACCGUGGAGAUGCAGACCAGGCCAGUAAUAUUUUGGCCAGCUUUGGUCUGUCUGCUAGAGACUUAGAUGAACUGAGUCGUUAUCCAGAGGACAAGAUUACUCCUGAGAAUCUGCCCCAAAUCCUUCUACAGCUUAAAAGGAGGAGAACUGAAGAAGGCCCUACAUUGAGUUAUGGUAGAGAUGGCAGAUCUGCUACACGGGAGCCACCAUACAGAGUACCUAGGGAUGAUUGGGAAGAAAAAAGGCACUUUAGAAGAGAUAGUUUUGAUGAUCGUGGUCCUAGUCUCAACCCAGUGCUUGAUUAUGACCAUGGAAGUCGUUCCCAAGAAUCUGGUUAUUAUGACAGAAUGGAUUAUGAAGAUGACAGAUUAAGAGAUGGAGAAAGGUGUAGGGAUGAUUCUUUUUUUGGUGAGACCUCGCAUAACUAUCAUAAAUUUGACAGUGAGUAUGAGAGAAUGGGACGUGGUCCUGGCCCCUUACAAGAGAGAUCUCUCUUUGAGAAAAAGAGAGGCGCUCCUCCAAGUAGCAAUAUUGAAGACUUCCAUGGACUCUUACCGAAGGGUUAUCCCCAUCUGUGCUCUAUAUGUGAUUUGCCAGUGCAUUCUAAUAAGGAGUGGAGUCAACAUAUCAAUGGAGCAAGUCACAGCCGCAGAUGCCAGCUGCUUCUUGAAAUCUACCCUGAAUGGAAUCCUGACAAUGAUACGGGACAUACCAUGGGUGAUCCAUUUAUGUUGCAGCAGUCUACAAACCCAGCACCAGGAAUUCUGGGACCUCCACCUCCUUCAUUUCAUCUUGGGGGACCAGCAGUUGGACCAAGAGGAAAUCUGGGUGCCGGAAAUGGAAACCUGCAAGGACCAAGACACAUGCAGAAAGGCAGAGUGGAAACUAGCCGAGUUGUUCAUAUCAUGGAUUUUCAGCGAGGGAAAAACCUGAGGUACCAACUUUUACAGCUGGUGGAGCCAUUUGGAGUCAUUUCAAAUCAUCUGAUUCUAAAUAAAAUGAAUGAGGCAUUUAUUGAAAUGUCAACCACAGAAGAUGCUCAGGCUGCAGUGGAUUAUUACACAACUACACCAGCAUUAGUAUUUGGGAAGCCAGUGAGAGUUCAUUUGUCACAGAAGUAUAAAAGAAUAAAGAAACCCGAAGGAAAGCCAGAUCAGAAGUUUGAUCAAAAGCAAGAGCUUGGACGUGUGAUACAUCUCAGCAAUUUACCCCAUUCUGGUUAUUCUGACAGUGCUGUCCUCAAACUUGCAGAACCUUAUGGGAAAAUAAAGAAUUACAUCUUGAUGAGAAUGAAAAGUCAGGCCUUUAUUGAGAUGGAGACCAGAGAAGAUGCAAUGGCAAUGGUUGAUCAAUGCUUGAAAAAGGCUCUGUGGUUUCAAGGAAGAUGUGUGAAGGUUGACCUGUCUGAAAAAUACAAAAAAUUGGUACUGAGGAUUCCCAACAGAGGCAUUGACUUACUGAAAAAAGAUAAAUCUCGAAAAAGAUCUUAUUCUCCCGAUGGUAAAGAAUCUCCAAGUGAUAAGAAGUCCAAAACUGAUGGUUCCCAGAAGAAUGAAAGUCCAGCUGAAGGCAAAGAACAAGAGGAGAAGUCAGGUGAAGAUUGUGAGAAAGAUACCAAGGAUGACCAGACAGAGCAAGAACCUAGCAUGCUUCUUGAAUCUGAAGAUGAGCUACUUGUAGAUGAAGAAGAAGCAGCCGCACUGCUAGAAAGUGGCAGUUCAGUGGGGGAUGAGACUGAUCUUGCUAAUUUAGGUGAUGUGGCUUCUGAUGGGAAAAAGGACCCUUCGGACAAAACUGUGAAAAAAGAUGGAAGUUCUUCAGCAAAGAAAAGACUUAAAAAGCGUCGUUUCCCAGGGAGUAUGGAAGGUUUUGUCACUCUAGAUGAGGUUGGUGAUGAGGAAGAUUCGGAACUUCAGAAACUUCGUAAAUCGGGCAUGGCAUUUAAAUCUGGUGACAAAAAUUAUGAUGGUUUGGUUGAAAUUAAGGUGGACAAGAUCGAGGAACUUGAUCAAGAAAAUGAGGCAGCGUUGGAAAAUGGAAUUAAAAACGAGGAAAGUACAGAGACAGGCGCUGAAUCUGCUGAGAAUGCUGAUGAUCCCAACAAAGAUACAAAUGAAAAUGCUGAUGGCCAAAGUGAUGAAAACAAGGAGGAUUAUACAGAAGAGCGCAGACAGAAGAAGGAGGCUUAA